Messenger RNA from Pseudovirgaria hyperparasitica, 912 nucleotides. RefSeq lists its product as uncharacterized. The transcript has 2 exons. NCBI's taxonomy places the organism in Eukaryota, Fungi, Ascomycota, Dothideomycetes, Acrospermales, Acrospermaceae. The record is from RefSeq and is a predicted model, not a curated record. The coding region runs from base 1 to 912 and encodes 303 amino acids.
AUGCCGAACCACAGAGGCCAAGAUGAGGCCAUCAGCCCAGCCCCAAGAUCAUCCAAGUAUUCUCUCUGGCAGCGCACUCCAAAGUAUCAAACGCCCCCUCCACGCGCACCAUACCCUCCGUCGCAUCCCAACUUAUUCGGACCUUACCCAGCCACGUCCAAACCAGACCAAGGCGCCAUCCACAUCCACGCACCCACACAGCAGAACCCAGCCUACGCCUUCACAUUUGACCUCCAACCUCACGACGGACUGACUCGCGGCACCCACCUACAGCUCCAAUAUGCCCUCACAGCCGACGGCCACGGCAUCAACCUCUCCACUCAACCCCGUCCUUGGAAAAGCUUCAAGAUCCAAAACACCGGCGCCGCACACCCCUGCGACUUUGUCUACACCACAAACAUCAUCGACAACGUAGCCUUCAUCCUCAUCACGAUCUGCUACGCCGGCGACGCGCCCCCGCCACCGCACGACCAGAAGAUCUACUCCGAGGACCUCUACUUCCACGGCCUCGUCUGGGGCGAGGAUAAGGAGGGAACAGGCAACGCGCCAUUUCGCGCCGUGUACAUGGUGUACGACGGGAUCAUGAACAAUGUGAUUGCGGACGCGAUGAAGGAUGCGUAUGAUCUGGCGAGCCGGUUCUACGGCGUGGACGGGCAUCUGAUAUGGUGUGAGAAGCGCGGGGAUACGGGGUAUGACGAGGCGAUGGAGGCGGCGAGUGCGAAGGUGCUGGGGACGACGUUUGGACGGGCGGCGGUGCGGAUGGUGGAGAAGUUUGGGGCGAGGGCGGAGAUGAAGGGGUUGGGGGUGCGGUCGGUGAGGGUUGGGGUGGAGCGGAUGUGUCCGACGCCGGAUCGGUUUAUGAUUGUUACGUUGAUGGAGAAGGGCUCGAGUCGGGUGGAGAGGUUUCGGUGA